UCGUGACGUCAUCAUGCUGUUUCCAGUGGUUUUGAUCGUCUUGGUGGGUGGAGCCGUCUCACAGAUCACCACGGGUGCUCCCCACACGCACAAACCUGCUCCUGAUCUGGAGUCAGCGCUAGGCAGGAGGGCUCACUUCUCUAUGAUUUUGGACCUUCUCAGAACGACAGGUCUCCUGACCCAGCUGAAAGCACUCCCACAGGUGACUCUGUUCGCCCCCACAAACGCCGCUCUGUCCAGCAUUCCUAACGACGAAUACCAGGACCUGAAGGCGGACGUCCCGAGACUGACGUCACUCCUCAAGUACCAUGUGACCACAGACCAGGCUUUUCACACAACUGGGCGAGCUAACGACGUGGUCUUCAACUCUCUGGACAACAACCUGCCCAUCAGAAUUAACAUCUACAAGAUCGUUCACACCAUUGCCGCGGAGGGAGUGAACAUCACAGACAAAGACAUUAGAGUUGCCAACGGUUUCGUCCAGGGUAUUGAUAACGUCAUGCAACCACCUAACGGAGACGUUGUGGACAUCAUAAACAACAUGGACAAUACAAAGAUGCUCGCUGGCCUCAUCAACUCGGCGGGACUUGAAUCUGCUAUAAGAGCUGACCUUAACAUCACCGUGUUCGCCCCAACAAACGAUGCCUUUGCCAAGCUGGACCCACAGGUUUUGACCUACCUGCAGAACAACCCGAAGGCGCUGACAGAGGUGCUGCUGUAUCACGUGGUGAAGAAGACUACGCUGUACAGUAUCGGGAUGAGACACGCCAUGACGUUCCAGACCGCUGACAAACACCACGACAACCUCAUGCUUAUUGAGGGCAACAACGACGACAUCUACCUGAACCACGCCAAGGUAGACGACCGUGACAUCAGCGCCACCAACGGAGUCAUCCACACCAUCGAGGAUGUGUUAGUUCCUACAACUGUUCUGGUCGCCAUCGAAGAUCAGGGUCUGCUCGUCGGGUAGAUCUUAUUGGCAAAUGAGAGAAAAGUAAUAAACAUAGAAAAAUUGAA
Molecule: messenger RNA, 1017 nt
Organism: Aplysia californica (California sea hare)
Lineage: Eukaryota; Metazoa; Mollusca; Gastropoda; Aplysiida; Aplysiidae
Product: transforming growth factor-beta-induced protein ig-h3-like
Exons: 7
Coding region: 14-970 (318 amino acids)
Source: RefSeq, a predicted model, not a curated record